CUUAUUUUUAUCCGACUUUAAAAUAGAACAUCAAUUAUGUUUGGGUGCUCAAUUCACUGAGAAAAAUCGACCAUAGUUUUAUAGACAGUAAUGGGUUAAUCCAAUACUCAGUGGGUCUGGCCAAAAAAAAAGUUCUGGCUGGCUGGAUUUUUUCCUUUCUGCAUAAAAACAAUUGCCCAACGGUCGCCUGUCCAGUAUUUCUCUGCUCAUCUAACCUAAUUCAUGAUCACUUCAUCUUAAGCUGGUAUGCAAUCUACUGUGCUCUUGGUGUUGUGGUUGCUGGGCACAUCUCUGGUGUCUCCAGAGCCUGACCCAGGUGCCGAGAAGCUGACAGAGGAGCCCAUUCCCUGCUCCAAGGGCUGCACCUGUCUGCACGAUGACUACAGCCUGGAGCUCAACAUGUACUGCAGUUCGCGGAACCUCACUCAGGUCCCGGCCAACAUGCCCGUGUUGGCGUUCUCCCUCUGGCUAGACGGCAACCUGUUCCCCUCCCUCGCAGCGGGCUCCUUCAGUCACCUCUCCAACCUGGAGUUUUUGAAUCUUCAGAACGGCCAGCUGGUCACGCUUGACCCUCAGGUGUUCCGAGGGCUGAGGGCGCUCGCUCACAUUCACCUGGAACGCAACCGUCUCAGGACAUUACCUGGCACCAUCUUCCAGAACACCCCCAACCUGGCCUCGCUCAGUCUCCACAACAACCAGCUGUCGCGCGUUGAGGAGCGCUUGUUUGCCGGCUUGUCCCAAAUGUGGCUCCUCAACCUGGGUUGGAACUCCAUCGCGGUGCUGCCCGAGGCUGUGUUCCAGGAGCUGCAUGGGCUGAGGGAACUAGUGCUGACGGGGAACAGACUGGCCUACAUACAGCCACAGCUCUUCCAAAGUCUCACCGAGCUAAAAGAGUUGGACCUCACCGGGAAUUUCCUCAAGGUCAUCAAGGCCAACGUGUUCACCAAACUUUCCAAGCUACAGAAGCUCUACCUGGCUCAGAACCAGAUAGUCACGGUGAUGCCGAGAGCCUUUGUGGGAAUGAAGGCCCUCCGAUGGUUGGAUCUGACCAACAACAGACUCACGGCUAUCCACGAUGACACGUUCUCGGGGCUCUACAAUCUCCACGUCCUGCGCAUUGCCAACAACUCCCUAGCUGGGAUCAGGCCCAGGACCUUCCGCGACCUGCAGUAUCUGGAAGAGCUGCGCCUCAGCCACAACCGAAUCCGCAUUCUUGGGGACAGGAUCUUUGAAGGCCUCAGCCACCUGGAGGUCCUGGAGCUCGAGCACAACCAGGUGCAGGAGGGGCAAGCCAACGCUUUCAGCGGCCUCACCCACCUGGCUGUCAUCAACCUGUCCGGGAGCUGUUUCCAAAGUCUGCCCGACCAAAUAUUCAAAGGCCUGCCGAAGCUCCACAGCCUCCACCUGGACAGAGGCUGUCUGUCGAGGGUCACGACCCAGUCUUUCACGGGGCUCUCUGGGCUGCGACGUCUGUUUUUGCAGCACAACAACAUCUCUACGGUCGAACGCCAUGGCUUUGCAGACCUCGUGGGGCUGCUGGGGCUAGACAUCAGUUUCAAUAAGCUGGAGACGCUCAUGAGCUCGGCAUUCUUUGGCCUCAAGAAUCUGGAGUAUCUGCUGUUGUCCAAUAACCUUUUCAGGCAUAUUUUGCAAGAUGGCACGAAGCAGCUUCUGCCCAAGGUGCGGUAUCUUGACCUGAGAGACAAUGCUCUGACUGCCAUGGUUCCCGAUUUCCCGGAGAACAUGGAGAAACUUUUGCUGUCAGGAAACCAGUGGAAAUGUGACUGCAAUGCUCUUCCCCUGCGAAACUACAGUCUGAGAAGCCCGUUGGUGGUACCUCGGCAAGUUGAGACCCAUGCAGAAGGUGAGGAGCCAGACCGAACGGUCACCAUCUACAACAGCAUCACGUGCAGCAGCCCACCCAGUGUGCUCGGCCAGGACCUGAGGGAUGUCGCAGAUGAACUGUUUGUCCACUGUUAAAGGCACCCAGUGCAACUUUAUGUAAACAUUCAAUGAAAAAUAAACAUUCAAUUUCUAGUCUUUUUUAAACGUAGUAAGUUUCAAUAA
Messenger RNA from Gadus chalcogrammus (walleye pollock), 2067 nucleotides. It is a transcript of the gene igfals, whose product is annotated as insulin-like growth factor binding protein, acid labile subunit. Gene Ontology annotation, cellular component: extracellular matrix. The record is from RefSeq and is a predicted model, not a curated record. Bases 247 to 1980 code for a protein of 577 amino acids. The transcript has 2 exons. NCBI's taxonomy places the organism in Eukaryota, Metazoa, Chordata, Actinopteri, Gadiformes, Gadidae. Gene Ontology annotation, molecular function: protein binding.